AUGGAUUGGUCAGCUGUUCGUAAUCAUUUUAAACAAACUUGGCUUACGACUUUAAUGAGUUGUAUAUUAUUUAGUGGAGUUACUUAUUUUUUAGUUUGGGCUGAGGGUCAUGCAAUUCAAAACAACCUAAUGCUAGAAGAGCUUGUAUCAGCAGCAGAGACUAUAGAUGUUCAUUCGAUUGAUGAUCCAGAGAGGUAUGAGGGUCAAGUUGUACACGUCGUAGGACCUAUAAGAAUAUUAGAGCCAAUAUCUGAACCAGAUUAUAAUAUACAAGUCCAAGCUGUCAAGCUCAGAAAACGAGUUCAAAUGUAUCAGUGGAUCGAAGAAACUACGGAAACAGAUAACUUUAUAAGUGAACAUGCAGAUGAAUCACAGAAGACAUACUGGUACCGGAAAGAAUGGAAGGAUAACGUCGUUGACUCUGCUCUGUUCUACAUCAGACCUGGUCACCACAAUCCUACAUCGAUGCCGAUGUUCAGUGAAACGCAUGUAGCGGAUAAUGUAAAGAUUGGAUGGCUGUUUUUAGGUGGAGAUGUGAAAAGAAAAGUAAAUGAUUAUUAUGAGAUUUGGUCGGAUUCGAGGCCGGAAAGAAGUGAUAUAAAACUCCAUUCGGGAUUUUAUUAUCAUGGGAAUAGCGCAUUGGAUCAUGAAAUUGGUGAUUUACGAAUUCACUUCUCCUACGCGGGACGGGAGGACGAUAUUUACACAGCUGUGGGAGUGGUAGAGAGUGGUACUCUCCAACCAUACAGUCCAACGAACUUUCCCUACGCGGAUCCCAUUUCGUUAUUACGAAAGGGCUCAUACAGUUUAAAGCAGCUCUAUGGUCUUGAGAAAAAAGAUGCGAACACACACACAUGGAAGUAUAGAAUAUUGGGAUUCAUACAGGUGUUCGCUUCAGCUAUGACCCUGCAUCCGGAAUGGAUGACUCUAUUUCUCCAAUGUAAGUUGGUCUCAAGUAACUUGCGACGCUGUACCCGGCUGUGGGUCAAUUUUGUUUUCUCCUUCUCAUACACACUUUUCGUGAUAUCAUUGCCUUGGUUAUUUCACAAGGCGACGUUUGGGGCUCUGUUAUUAGGCGGUGCAUUACUUCCGCUAAUACAUUAUUCGACGCUGUGGCGCGAUUCACGAAGGAACGAACGAGAGUAUCGCUGA
This is a messenger RNA of Pieris macdunnoughi, 1152 nucleotides long. The record is from the annotation of a GenBank genome assembly. Lineage: Eukaryota; Metazoa; Arthropoda; Insecta; Lepidoptera; Pieridae.